AGCCUCUCUCCUUUGUCGACAAACCUUGCAUUCGUCUGUCCAUAUUUGCGCCCGAUACUUUUUUCUUUUUCUUUCGUCAUCUCUUUCGUCUUUAACGCAGUAAUGUCGUUCUCUUCUAUCUAUAUAUUUUUGGAGGGUCUGGCUACGAUGGUACUCUGCGGUUUACUUGGGGGCUUUUGGCGUUAUGUACUGGGGGUUUUUUAUUUUAUUUAUUAUUCAUUUCCUGUGAUGUCUGGGGGUAUUUCUUUCUUUCAAAAAAGGUUUCGGCUUGUAUCCUUUCUUAUGUUGUGUGUGUGGUUACAACAUAUGGUGGUUACGCCAAUCUAAAUGCGACUUUGCCGUAUCUGCGUCAAAAUUUUUUUUGUUUCCGUUUUCUUCGCAGUCGCAGUCUUGGUAUGUAUGGGGGAC
This is a messenger RNA of Tricharina praecox, 408 nucleotides long. RefSeq lists its product as uncharacterized. The transcript has 2 exons. The coding region runs from base 103 to 327 and encodes 74 amino acids. The record is from RefSeq and is a predicted model, not a curated record. Lineage: Eukaryota; Fungi; Ascomycota; Pezizomycetes; Pezizales; Pyronemataceae.